Messenger RNA from Elaeis guineensis (African oil palm), 1828 nucleotides. RefSeq names its product aluminum-activated malate transporter 1. The record is from RefSeq and is a predicted model, not a curated record. Gene Ontology annotation, biological process: malate transport. Lineage: Eukaryota; Viridiplantae; Streptophyta; Magnoliopsida; Arecales; Arecaceae.
CAAAGUUUUCACCUGUUGUUUUGUAGAUAUAAUAUUCUUAGAGUCAUGCCCCCCACUUCGACCAGGAAGAAGGUCAUGCUUUCCACCUCUGUCCGUUCUCCUAUAUAAAGCUCCCUCCAGUGACCAUCUUUUCCUCCCAUCUCUCCUCUCCCUCUGCUUCAUCUAUUGAAAAAUAGGGGCUCCAAGAGAAUAUUCUCUCACCAAGAAUUACCACUCUGUGGCCAUGGAAGUUGGGACUGGAAGCGGUGAGAAGAUUGGAUUCUCUCCAUGGUGGCCGUUCCUCAGCUCAUUGGUGGAGAGGCUAAUGGCAAGGGUGACUGGAUUUCUGAACAAGUUGAAGAAGAUUGCCAAUGAUGAUCCGAGACGAAUAUCUCAUUCUUGUAAAGUAGGAUUGGCACUCACACUGGUCUCCAUCUUCUACUAUGUCACACCACUCUUCGAUGGCUUCGGAGUUUCGGCCAUAUGGGCCGUGCUCACCGUCGUGGUGGUCAUGGAAUUUACAGUAGGUGCAACACUAAGCAAAGGUCUGAACAGAGCUUUUGCCACACUACUGGCUGGUUUUCUGGCGGUAGGAGCUCAUCAAAUUGCAAUCCUGUUUGGGGAGAAAGGAGAACCGAUACUGCUUGGUCUCUUUGUGUUCUUAUUAGCGGCAUCAGCGACCUUCUCACGAUUCAUACCAGAGAUCAAAGCAAGAUACGACUAUGGGGUGACGAUUUUUAUACUGACAUUUAGCCUCGUGGCGGUUUCGAGCUACCGGGCCGAUGAGUUGAUCCAGUUAGCUCACCAGAGGCUCUCUACAAUUGUCAUUGGGGUGGUCACUUGCCUCUUCACAACCAUCUUCGUUAUCCCUGUGUGGGCUGGAGAAGACCUUCACAAGCUGGCUGCUGGCAACUUGGACAAGCUUGCGAGCUUCUUGGAAGGAUUGGGAUCCGAGUGCCUUGGGGAGAAGAUGGGCGGUGAGAGUUUGGAGGGCAAAUCCUUCCUGCAAGUUCACAAGAGCGUUCUCAACUCAAAGCCAACCGAGGACUCUUUGUGUAAUUUUGCAAGAUGGGAACCGGGUCAUGGCCGUUUCAGAUUUAGGCACCCAUGGAGACAGUACCUCAAGAUCGGAGCUUCAAGCCGCCGCUGUGCUUCUUACAUGGAGGCUCUCACCACCUACAUCACCACCACUCCUAAAACCGAGUCAAACAAGGAGCCGGAGCUCCGGUUAAAGAUCCGAACCGCUUGCGUGGAGAUGAGCUCCGAAUCCGCUAAAGCGCUCAGAGUGCUCUCCUCGGCGAUUCGAAACAUGACGGCGCCGACGUCCGCCCAAUCCCACGUGGCAGCCGCGGUCGCAGCGAGCGGCGAAUUAGGAGCCGCGCUAUCGAAGGACGCGGAUCUCGCGGAUGUCCUACACGUGGCGACCAUCGCGACGCUCCUCGCCGAGCUAGUGGUACGGACGCAGGAGAUCGCCGGCUCGGUGGAGGAGUUGGCCCGGCUCGCCCGUUUCAGAAGCCUCGAACCGGUUACCAAGGCCUCCGUUAAACCGGUGGCGGAUGGAGAAAGCCCUCCUCACGUGGCUAUUGAUGUUAGGGAAUGAUGGUAUCACUGUGCAGGACUUAACAUAUAUGCGGGCAGGGAUGUGGCUCAGAUAAAAAGAUUGGUGGAAGCAUACCCCAAUGUGCACAUUACUGGUUAUUCUCGCGAUACACUAUAUAUACUUGACAAGAAUUUGUCCUCUUUUGUUGAGUUGAUGAGUUUGUGUAAGCGAAUAUCUAAUGACUACACAAAUAGAUCCUUGUGUAUCAAAUAAAUAAAUAAAUAAAUCCUUGAAGCACAUUGAUCUCUU